This is a messenger RNA of Drosophila sechellia, 932 nucleotides long. RefSeq lists its product as uncharacterized. The record is from RefSeq and is a predicted model, not a curated record. The transcript has 2 exons. Lineage: Eukaryota; Metazoa; Arthropoda; Insecta; Diptera; Drosophilidae. Bases 115 to 699 code for a protein of 194 amino acids.
GUGCUGCUGCUGCCAAUAUUGCUGUUAUUGCUGCUGCUGGAGUUGGUGUGGCCGCCUCAAGGUACCGCUACCCUGUUGAAGAAAUGUUGCCACUGUCGUCAUUCCGAGGAUUGCAUGCGCCGCUGUUGCUGCAUUUCCAGACUGUUGCCACCGGGGGAUGGACUGCGCGUGGCUGCCAUGUUGCUGGUGACGCCAUGUCCAGGCCCGCUGCCGUCUCCUGCCCAAUCAGUCCAGGCAGUCCCUGUGGACGCAUACCGCCACUCGGCAUCACAUCGCCAAAGGACCGAUUCUGGGAUUUACUCGGCCAAGCAUAGGCCGCCGAUCCCGAUGCCGCUGCCGUUGCUGCUACUGCUGCCGCUGGGGAAGACCACGCCACGAGCUGAAGCAACCUCUCCUAAAAACGCCGAAUUUGCAACGCCGUCGCUGAGCUCGGAGCUGAGAGCGUCACAUUGGAGUUGGACCUUCAGAUUUCAGGAACUUCAGCUCCCUCUUUCAGGGCCUACAGGAGUGGUGGGUGUGGCCAGCGAGCUGUUCAGCACACCGCUUGGUCUCUGCCGCCAUUGUUGCUGGCCUUGCUGCUGUUGUUGUUGCUGCCUUGGUGAGCUAGAGCGCCCGAUGCGCUGUUGUUUUUACUGUAGAGGUUGGAGCGCCGGUGUGGCGUCCAUUACAGCAGCAGAUGGAUCCAUCAGGAGCCGAUGAGUCACAGAUCCCUCGGUUGGAAAGGAGAGAUGGAUUUUAAUCACGCCCGGAGAGAAGAUUUAUAUAAGCAGCCAUCCAGCCAUCGUAAUUUUGUUGUCCAGUAGGUGUUUAGUUAAGUUAAUUUUACCAUUAUAUCUAUAAGCGCAUUUCCCUUUUUUAUGUAACCUGUAAAUUAGCCUUUAGCCUUUUUGUAUUUCUUUCAUUUCUUUUCAAUAUUUUUUUGCCACCCCUUC